UUGUCAUGUCGUUUAACAAAAAUAAUUCUCACAGUAAUGCUGGGAAUAGGAAAACGACGCUUUUUAAAACUGGAUUUACGUCAUCAUCGUCGUCUCGGAAUGUCACUGAUGAAGCAGUUGGUUCUGGCAAGAAGAAUGUUGGUGCAAGUGGUUUCAGUAGCCCUCCACCUCAAAAUAAAACACCCAACAAGUCAGGAUUGACUCCAAUUCGACCAACAAAAUCCCCUGGAACAGGAAUGAAACACAAAUCAGGUUUGACUCCAGUACGUCCAGGGGUUUCACAAGGAGCAUCCAAAAGCCCAUUUACCCAAAGAUCGAAACUCAAAUCUGGACUAUUACCUAUCAAACCAAGCAUGCAAGGAGGAAAUCAACAGAGCAAUGAAUUGAACUGUUCCGUAUUUAAUGCUAGAAGAAAGUCAGGCUUGAAGCCAAUGAAACCAGCUGGAUCACUGUUCCCCUUUUCAUCUCAAGAUAAAACAGAUGUUUCUGUAAGUGAGUCCAAGUCAUUUUGUUUUGUUGCUCCAAAGCAAAUUUCAAGAGGAGGAAUGAUGAGUCAGAAUUCUGCUUCUCAAAAUAGCUUAGAAGAAAGAAGAAAAUCGGGACUUUUACCUAUAAAACUCUCCCUGUUCGGAGCAGUUCCGCCCGAUCGCCAGCCUCAGCUGAAACCGAGACCCUUAAUAUCAAAUUCGGGUAUGCGAAGAAUGCCACAGAUUCAAAUAAGUAAAUCUAUUGAGGCAACUCCUUCCCUGAAUGUCAUAACAGAAGACUCUGAGAGUCCCUGUAAUGUUCAGUCUCAGGGUAACGUAUCUGGAAUUACCAAGCUAGAUGAUUCCAUGGAUAUGUCUGUUGUUAUACGGCCUAAAACAGGACAUCGCAUGUCUAGAAUUCCAUUGCCUAGGUCUACUUUGGACAACAAACAUUUUAGCUCAGAUACAGAAAUAACGCAAACUCGGAUUGCGAAACGUGUUCUCGUUUUUUCCGACGAAGACGAAACCGUUAGUUCUCACACCAAUGUCUUGAAAGAUGGAAGUUCGAAGGCAAAUAUGAUGGAAGGGACAUCUUCCAUCGCCAAUAGUCUUCAGAACUCCGAUAUUUUGCCCACUUUGACCAAACCAAAACAAGAGUCUUCUACAAAUAAUGAAGAAAAGGAAAAUCUUUUACAUCGCAAGAGAGAAAUUGAAAAUAUUAUAGAGAAAAUGUCGUCCGAGUUGAAAACCAUUGAUGAACAACUGCGAACUCUAGAUGAAAAAGAACUCCUUGAAUCAACGAAUGGUUGCGAAAAUCUAACGGAAGAUAUUGACGAAUCUGACAGUCCUUUCGCUCAAGUCGGCAGUCCGGCUCCAAGCCGGGAGGAUGAUUCAAUUCCUACAGAUUCUACUUCUAAUGAAGAUUUAGCACAGCUUCCCGGUGAAGAGGGGUCUUCAGACAAAGUUGAAGGGAAGCUUCCUCUUAGAGAUUUGGCAGGAUUAGAUGAAGCUGCUCUUGAACUGGGGAUGUCAGGUUCAUACUCAGAAAUCCUUUCUCCAUCCCGCUUUAAAAUAGAACCAGUUCCAGAGGAAGAAGUCAAACCCUCAAUUCAAAAUUUGGCCAUUGAAGGUACUGUUUUAAAGGAAGGAGAUAUGAUACACUUCAUUGCAAAAAAUCUUGAAACCAAAAUUCGACUUUCAAGUCCUGAUAUUUCAGAAUCUAGUCAGUUACUAGCAGCUCAGUCUGAACUUGCAAAGCAACAUCAAUCAGUAGCAACACCAGAAUCAACAUUUUUAGCACAGUUGGAAAGGGAUGCUAGAUGUAUUGCUGCUAGUGUUGAUGGAUUAACAGAGCACCUGGCAGUUUCUUUACACACAAUCUCAGCUGUCACUGCUCAGUCAUUAUCUGUUUAUAAAGAUUCUGUUUGUAAAACAUGUGAUGCUAUGGAUGGUAACAUAAAGUCCAUGUAUCAGUUAAUGGCAAAAUGUGAAGAACUAAGCAAAGCAAUGACCCCCAUCUACAAGCUGUCUGAGCAAGUGAAGGAAAUAAAAAAACUCUUGGAUAUCAUGGAAAAUCUCUCAUAGGUUGGAACAUAAUAGAAGAUGAAAUUCUUUUCUUAUUCAACUAUAAGUAUCUUCAAAUGUAAAUAUCUUCUCUGUGUUCUCUGAUCAUGGGCCAGCAAUUAAUUGAAGAAACAAUAUUAGCGUUAUUCCCGUUUUGCUUUUGCAAAUAAUAUUAGUUUUUUCUAACGCAUGUGCUACUUAUGAAGUCAUCUUUUAUGUCCCUAUCAUAAAAUUCCAAUUCAUCUAGUUAAAUAUUAAAGAUCUCCCAUGUUUUGAUGGAUUACUUAAUGCUGACUUUCAUUCACUCUCGAAUCUUGAAAUUUGAGUAAUUGAACAAGGGACGUUCAUAUUAUGUAGAAGAAGUACAAUAAAUGUUUUAAGACGC
This is a messenger RNA of Daphnia pulicaria, 2415 nucleotides long. RefSeq lists its product as uncharacterized. Gene Ontology annotation, biological process: lysosome localization. The transcript is spliced from 15 exons. Lineage: Eukaryota; Metazoa; Arthropoda; Branchiopoda; Diplostraca; Daphniidae. The record is from RefSeq and is a predicted model, not a curated record. The coding region runs from base 6 to 2051 and encodes 681 amino acids. Gene Ontology annotation, cellular component: BORC complex.